AUGGUGUUGGUGUUGAUUGACUUCAGCGUGGGCGAGAUGCGUGGCGGCGGUGGCGCCGUCUCUUCGCCACGCGAAGGGUCUUUUGCGUACACCUCGCCGAUCCUCGCCUCGCGGCGCACGUCUCAGAGGGGCGGCGGGCCCGUGGGGGCGCAGCGCGGUCAGCUGGGGGAGUUGCGCGGGGGGAAUAGGGGAAGGGCGGCGGCAGCAGCGUCGUCUUCUCCUACGAGGCACGGCAGUUUCCUUCUGGCGGGUCUGCAAAAGGAGCACGGUGGUUUUUUCACCCCGUCAAGGCGGUCAACCGUCGCGAGUGCCGCUUCCGCCCCCACACUGGGCGCUGCCCUGUGGACGGCCUCGACGGGUCACGAGUACAACAUUCCCGUGGAGGGGGCGCCGUCGCCUUGCCAACAGGUGGUGGGGGUGCCUAAAAAGCGAGGGCCGCUUGCUGCAUCGGUGGAGGGGUUGGACGCGGUGAGGGAUGAGAAGUUCCUGUGGUCUGGGCAGACUCCGCUCCAGACGCGGGGAACUUCUUCAGCGCCGAUGAAGUCCGCAGGGAGGGGUCGGUCACAUGAGAGUCUCAUGGCGCCGAAGUGGGAGACGACCGAUCGAAUUGAAUCCGUGGCACGGAGGCAGGCGAUGCAGCUUAUUGCUGCAGCGCAGGGAGCAACCCUUCCUAUGGGCGUGAAAACAGCGGGUUUUCUUGGCGACCCCGCAGCUGACGACUGCGACCACGACGAGACGGCGUGUGUUGCUCUCUCAUAUUCUUUUGAAGCGGAGCUGCGUGGGCGGCUGCUUGUCGAGCAUGUGGCGCUGUGGUUACAGGAGGACAUUGCACGGCAAAAGCUGCACAUGUGCGAAGACCAUGCACGCCGCAUGGUGCUGAUGCAGAUGGCGGUAACCAUGCAGGUUGCGCAAAAUAAGAGGCAGCAUGCAGCGCGUAGACGAGGAUUUGAGUCUAAUGCGACACAGUUGGCUCAGGAGGAGCGGGAUACACUUCUUGCCAGUAUUGGCAAUCUUGAAACAGAAGAGGAGGAGCUUCUGCAACGCGUUGAGCGCGUGGAGCAGCAGACGACGUGGAACCAGCAGCAGCUCUCUAUGCAGGAACAAGAAACCCUGGCAUACAUAAAAAUGGAGCGUCAUGCGAGGAUUGGCCAGUUGCGGCAGCUGGAGUUGCGCCUGGAGGAGGCGCUGGAGCGACGAAAGCGGGUGGUGUUGGAUACUGCGUUUGGGCACAAUCAGGGUUCUCUCCUCUCCUUCACUGCGCCUCGCCGUCGUGACAGUUCGCGGGGAGUCAAGGAAACCGACGCUGCACCGCGGUGCACCCUUCGAGGCACGACCUUCCUUGGAGACCAUCACAGCGAGUAUUUGCCUGAACACACGCCGGACUCUGCUUCCGCAGGAAAUGCGCCGGUAAUUGCGGCGAAAGACGCUAUGGCUUCUUGCCGUGAAUUCGCAACUUAUUCCACCAGCUUUUCUUCUUUUCCGACGGCUCCCUUGCUUCCCGCCGCUUUAUCCGUCUCCCCCAGCACCGCAGGCAGAGGGGCAUUUGCUACCGUGCUGCGAGAGGCUAUGACAGCAGCAACCGCGCUGCGGCAAAAAUGA
Trypanosoma conorhini is the source of this 1599-nucleotide messenger RNA. RefSeq lists its product as uncharacterized. The transcript has a single exon. The record is from RefSeq and is a predicted model, not a curated record. The coding region runs from base 1 to 1599 and encodes 532 amino acids. Lineage: Eukaryota; Euglenozoa; Kinetoplastea; Trypanosomatida; Trypanosomatidae.